Molecule: messenger RNA, 3585 nt
Organism: Heteronotia binoei (common prickly gecko)
Lineage: Eukaryota; Metazoa; Chordata; Lepidosauria; Squamata; Gekkonidae
Gene: SLC24A2
Product: solute carrier family 24 member 2
Exons: 11
Coding region: 515-2458 (647 amino acids)
Biological process (GO): intracellular calcium ion homeostasis; long-term synaptic depression; calcium ion transmembrane transport
Cellular component (GO): membrane
Molecular function (GO): calcium channel activity; calcium, potassium:sodium antiporter activity
Source: RefSeq, a predicted model, not a curated record
GAUCCGCCAGAGAAGGAGGGCUCUGCCCGGCACCUGUCCCUGAGCGAAUCCCGCCGCAGCUGUGGGCGUGGACGGAGGAGGAGUAGCUCCCGCGGAAGAGAGACAGGGAGACGGGGCCGGCGGCAGCGGAUGGUGUGCGGCUGCGGCACAGGUCAGUCUCACCCGGAGCUCGGCCUCUCCCAUGGCCGGGUAAGAAGCGGCUGCCGCCCGCUGACAGCGCCAUCCCCCGAGCGGACGCUGUCGCUGGCUUUUGCCCUUUUCUUCCAGGAAGCGGGAAGCCGGAACGAGCGGACCAGCCUCUCGGAGCAGAGCACCGCAGCUCACUCACUCAUGCCGGCUGCCUUCUGUGCAAGCCCGGAGUGCGCUUUUGGUACAACCAAUGUGUGCACUUCCCAUGAAGCAUAAAAACCCUUCAUUCUGAAGGUCAUCGAAACACCUACAACUUUAACUUUGAAGAAAUGACAGAACAACCUCUGUGACUAAACCCUUGGACCACAGUGUCACAGGAAGGACAAUGGCUCAGUGUAAAAACCAUGUUGUUAGUUCGCUUGAGGAAAGAUGUGUGCAAGACCCAGCCUCUGACUGUAAGAAGCGUCAAAAUGUUAGGAAAAAACUGAGACUGAUACGAAUAACAGGGCUUCUCCUGGGAAUUAUGGCCAUUAGCACACUCUCUCUUUCAGUUAGUGCCUUUUUUGAAUUGGAAUCUUAUAGCAGAGAAAUGACGAACAAUCCAAUUAGCCAAAAGUUAACACAAAUGCAUCAAAGAUUUCUUUUGAACAUUCAUGAUCAGAAUCAAAAUGGCACUGUAAAUCCACCUGUUUUUAUGAAACGUGAUCAGAACCAUUCCAAGGGAGAAUAUCCAGAAGAUCUUUUCACUCUUGAACAAAGAAGAAAGGGUGCUGUAAUUCUACAUAUUUUUGGAAUGAUUUACAUGUUCAUAGCCUUAGCCCUUGUCUGCGAUGAGUUCUUUGUUCCAUCACUGACAGUCAUUACAGAAAAACUGGAAAUUUCUGAUGAUGUGGCUGGGGCAACAUUCAUGGCUGCUGGUGGUUCAGCCCCAGAGCUCUUUACUUCUUUAAUAGGAGUGUUUAUAUCUCACAGCAAUGUUGGCAUUGGGACAAUAGUUGGAUCUGCAGUAUUUAAUAUUCUGUUUGUUAUUGGAAUGUGUGCUUUGUUCUCUAAAGAGGUACUUCAUCUUACUUGGUGGCCACUAUUUCGGGAUGUGUCUUUUUACAUCAUGGACUUGAUAUUGCUAAUCAUCUUCUUUUUGGAUAACGCAAUUAUGUGGUGGGAAAGCUUAACGCUUCUGAGUGCUUAUAUUACCUAUGUGACUUUCAUGAAGUUCAACGUGCAAGUUGAGGAGAGGGUGAGAAGGCUGAUAACCAGGAACAAAGUGCAGAAAGUAACACCAGACUCUGAUGGAAAGUCUCACUUGGGGGAGAAGGAUGAUUUGAUGCUGACGACUAAGCCGCGUCUUCAGCGGGGUGGCAGUUCUGCAUCUUUGCACAAUAGUCUAAUGAGGAACAGCAUUUUCCAGCUUAUGAUUCAUACCCUUGACCCACUUGCAGAAGAGCUUGGAUCAUAUGGAAAGCUUAUGUAUUAUGAAACAAUGACUGAAGAAGGAAAGUUCAAAGAAAGAGUACAAAUUCUUCAAAAGAUGGCCAAAAAAUGCCAGGUGGAGGAUGAUGAAAAACAGAAGGGAAGUGCUAAUCGUGUUGAAAACAUUGCACUGCCCAAGAAUACAAAAGUUGAAGUUGAAGUGACACCUCCAAAUGAUGCUUCAGAACCAUUGCAAAAUGGAAGCGCCUUUCCAGCAGAUGAGGAAGAAGAAGAAAAUGAUGAACCAUUAAGCCUGGCCUGGCCGGAUACCAACCGCAAACGGCUAACUUACCUAUUGAUUCUUCCUAUUGUUUUGCCAUUAUGGAUUACCCUGCCUGAUGUCAGAAAUCCUAAAUCAAAGAGAUUUUUCCCCGUUACAUUUUUUGGAUCGAUCUCUUGGAUUGCAAUAUUUUCCUAUUUAAUGGUCUGGUGGGCCCAUCAGGUUGGAGAGACCAUUGGCAUCAGUGAAGAGAUCAUGGGCUUGACCAUCUUAGCCGCUGGCACAUCCAUCCCUGACCUAAUUACCAGUGUUAUUGUGGCCCGUAAAGGUCUGGGGGAUAUGGCAGUGUCCAGUUCAGUGGGAAGCAACAUCUUUGACAUCACAGUUGGCCUUCCUCUCCCAUGGUUACUCUUCGCCAUGUUUAACAACUUUGUGCCAGUGAAGGUGAGCAGCAAUGGACUGUUCUGUGCUAUCGUCCUCCUCUUCAUCAUGCUGCUCUUUGUCAUCAUCUCAAUUGCCUGCAGCAAGUGGAAUAUGAACAAAAUCCUGGGUUUCACCAUGUUUGGGCUUUACUUCAUGUUCCUGAUUGUCAGUGUCCUUCUGGAAGACAGGAUCAUCAUGUGUCCUGUGACCAUCUAAUUGGAAGGAAGUACUGUUCUUCGACUGCAGAAGAAGACUACACCAACAACCCCAAACUAGAAAUAAACAAUGCAAUACAAAGCAGCAUCUUUAGAAACCUCUAAUUUAAAACAGGAGAGCAAAGUGACUGGAGUCAAAUUUGGACAAGCUCAACAGAUAUGUUCACCACUAGUGAACAAGCAGUUGUGUCUGCAAACUUGUCCUGAGUGGGAAGGUCCCAGUACUUAUUGCUUGGAGGUAUUGUGCAUGUGUUGUAUAAGCUUCUCUGUAUGCUACAUGUAAGAUCUGUCUCCAUAUACUUUUCUCUCUUUCAAUAUUAAUAUAAAUGUGCCGCACAAAGAGAGAGCAAUAUAUAUAUCUAUAUAAAUAUACGAGAAAGUGAUAAUAUCCAUUCUCUGGAGACACAAAUCCUCCUAGUUGGGAUUUUACCUCUUUGGAAGGCACUGCCUGAUAGCAUCGGCGUGAAUUGAAUGACAGAGAACACUGUGGUAGAAUUAGUCAAGGCAGAUUGGCUGUGAUGUGAACAACCCACUGGAGGUUUCGAGAAGUGCACAACUUUAAAAAAAUGUGAUAUUAUCACUUGUUUUGGUUCUUCACAGUGUCAGAGACUGAGAACCAAGUGAGAUGAUAAUGUGUAUGAGGCCAGUUUCAUUUUUAAAAAACUAUGUAGUACAAAUGCUGGCAGGUCUUGUUUUUUCAAGAUUUGGGCCCUGUUCCCAGAUGGUAUGUUCAUCACCACAUUGGCACCACAUCUGAUGAAGAUAUGCACAUUUGAAAGCCAUCAUGGGUCAACUAUCACAGGCAGAGUUUGCCUCAGAUAUAGUAUUUUUUAAUGGAGGUAGUUCAUACUAUCUCUGAUCCAAGAGUGAACAGGAAAUUUCAGACAUAGUUUUAGACUGGAGUACAAAUGCACACACUCAGCUCUGCAUCAGCAGCUGAUGAAUAAUGACGUACAAGCAGAGGUUGGUGGAGAAGGGCCUACGGAAUGGUCACAGGUAAAAUUCACACUGAGGAUUUGUAAAUUCCAUCAUCAUCUCAGCAUUUAAGUAGAGAAAACAUCUAUAAGAAAAUACUCUUUUAAAUAUUGUAGCAAUGCUGUAACAGUAUUAAAGUCAUUUUAAGCGCUA